AAAAAAAAUCACCAGUCACCAAUCCUUUCUCCCAUUUCAACUGUGGGAAACCCCGUCAAUUCUUCCUUUUUUCUUCUUUCUUGUAAUUAAACAAUCGAUCAUGGCGAAACAGUCCACACCUCCUCCUCAAAGAUCCUAUGAUCCAGUGUUAGAUGAAAAAGCAAGAAGAAGAUUACAAAUGCCUCAACAAAUGGCUCCGAGAUUGAGAGCUCGUCAGAUUCAAGUAGCAUCUUGGGUUCUUUCCUUAACACUUUCAGGUUAUGUUGUAUUAUUUGCUGAUUUUGGAAAACAAGAACAUUGUUUCUCACCAAUACGUCGAUGGUUCUAUGCUAAACGCAGGGAAUUUUGGUCACUCAGCCCUCAAGAACAAGAAGAUAUGAAGGAUCAAGGUCGAUUAUAGUAAAAAUCUAGUUAUCAUUCUCUUUAGUAAUAUUACCCGAUAGAUAAUAAUUAGAAUAGUGUUAUAUAUUGUACAUAGAUGAAUUAAAAAGAAAGAUAUCUUUGAAUUUUAUAUUUGAUUUAUCCCUUUCUCUAAUAAUUAUUCAAAUUGUUUGAUAGCAA
This is a messenger RNA of Halteromyces radiatus, 561 nucleotides long. RefSeq lists its product as uncharacterized. The record is from RefSeq and is a predicted model, not a curated record. Bases 101 to 400 code for a protein of 99 amino acids. The transcript is spliced from 3 exons. Lineage: Eukaryota; Fungi; Mucoromycota; Mucoromycetes; Mucorales; Cunninghamellaceae.